This is a messenger RNA of Meriones unguiculatus (Mongolian gerbil), 1795 nucleotides long. RefSeq names its product ALG1 chitobiosyldiphosphodolichol beta-mannosyltransferase (gene Alg1). NCBI's taxonomy places the organism in Eukaryota, Metazoa, Chordata, Mammalia, Rodentia, Muridae. Gene Ontology annotation, molecular function: mannosyltransferase activity. Gene Ontology annotation, cellular component: endoplasmic reticulum. The transcript is spliced from 13 exons. The coding region runs from base 25 to 1419 and encodes 464 amino acids. The record is from RefSeq and is a predicted model, not a curated record.
CGUGCCUGGCCCUGGCCGGCCAAGAUGGCGGCGUCCUGCGUGGCGCUGCUGGCUUUGUCGCUGCUGCUGCCGGUGCUGCUGCUGGGCGCGUGGAAACGUGGGCGACAGGCGGGCAGGGCCCAGCACGUGGUUGUCGUGGUGUUGGGCGACGUGGGCCGCAGCCCCCGCAUGCAGUACCACGCGCUGUCAUUGGCGCAGAGCGGCUUUUCGGUGACGUUGCUGGGGUUCUACAACUCCAAACCUCGAGAUGAGCUCUUGCAGAAUGAUAGGAUUCAGAUUGUGAAGCUGACAGAACUUCAGAGUCUGGGAGCCGGGCCUCGAAUUCUCCAGUAUGGAGUCAAAGUUGUCUUUCAGGCAGUGUACUUGCUGUGGAAGUUGCUGUGCACAGACCCUGCAGCCUACGUCUUCCUCCAGAACCCCCCUGGUCUGCCUGCCAUCGCAGUCUGCUGGUUUGUGGGCUGCAUUUGUGGGAGCAAACUGGUCAUUGACUGGCACAACUAUGGCUACUCCAUCAUGGGCUUGGUACAUGGCCCCCGGCAUCCCAUUGUGCUGCUGGCCAAAUGGUAUGAGAAGUUCUUUGGGCGCCUGUCCCACCUGAACCUGUGUGUGACCAAUGCUAUGCGGGAGGACCUGGCAGAAAACUGGCGUGUCAGAGCUGUGACUGUCUACGACAAGCCACCAUCUUUCUUUAAGGAGACACCCCUGGAACUGCAGCAUGAGCUCUUUAUGAAGCUGAGCCGCACUUACUCACCUUUCCAGAGCUGCUCAGGGCCCUCGGACCCCAACAUGGAGAGGUCAGCCUUCACUGAGAGGGACUGUCAGAAUGGCGUGGUGAGGCGUCUGGAUGGGCGGCCAGCACUGCUCGUGAGCAGCACUAGCUGGACAGAGGACGAGGACUUCUCCAUCCUGCUGGGAGCAUUAGAAAAAUUUGAGCAACUAACGCUCAGUGAAGACAGCCUUCCUUCCCUCGUCUGUGUGAUAACAGGGAAGGGGCCUCUCAGAGAGCACUACCGCCAUCUCAUUAGCCAGAAGCACCUCAAGCAUGUCCAGUUCUGCACCCCGUGGCUGGAGGCCGAGGACUACCCGCUGCUGCUAGGGUCAGCGGACCUGGGUGUCUGUCUACACAUGUCCUCCAGUGGUCUGGACCUGCCCAUGAAGGUGGUGGAUAUGUUUGGGUGCUGCUUGCCUGUGUGUGCUGUGAACUUCAAGUGUUUGCAUGAGCUCGUAAGACACGGAGAGAAUGGCCUGGUCUUCAGGGAUGCUGAGGAGUUGGCAACUCAGCUACAGAUGCUUUUUUCAAACUUUCCCGACCCUGCUGGAAAGCUAAGCCAGUUCCGGAAGAAGCUCCGGCAGUCUGAGCAGCUGCGAUGGGAUGAGAGCUGGCAGCGGACUGUGCUCCCUUUGGUCACUCACAGAUAACUGCAGGCUGAGGCUAGGGCUCUGACCCUCCAGUGCCCACCCUUCACAGCCAGGGCUUUUGGGUGCCACCUGGUGGCCAGAAGCCUAAGGACAGCAGUAGGCAGUGUCUGGAAAAUGAAUGGUCUGGAAACUGCUUCAUCUGGUGCCUGAGUAGUUAGUCUCUUCUGUACUGAGUACUUUUGUUACUUCUGUGACCCUGACCACUACUCAGAUCCUGGGCUUUGUCUCUGGACCCUCACAUUCCUUGUGUUCUGGUUCUGCUGGGCUGCCAUGAGCUCUGAGAUAUCCUGUGUUCACUGGGCUUGGCUGAGCCAGGCCUCAGCUGUCUGGCAGGAGUCAUACUUGAUAAAUUAUGUUUUUAUUUGUACAGUGGAAA